This is a messenger RNA of Aspergillus ochraceoroseus IBT 24754, 588 nucleotides long. RefSeq lists its product as uncharacterized. The transcript is spliced from 3 exons. Bases 1 to 588 code for a protein of 195 amino acids. Lineage: Eukaryota; Fungi; Ascomycota; Eurotiomycetes; Eurotiales; Aspergillaceae. The record is from RefSeq and is a predicted model, not a curated record.
AUGUCUAUUCGCCGGGGAAUUAUCUUGGUAAGCUUCGGUUCCUCGGGAGAGGGAGUUGUACGAGGAGAGCGGCAUAUACAGCUAUACACCGGCGGCCUCUCUCUUGCAUUUGGAUGGGGUGGUGCAUCGUUCCAGGCUGUUAUACCUGGGAACGUCUGGGAAUCUUAUAAUCUGGGAAUCAGCCAAAGCUUCAUCAAUCUCUUCUUAUCUGAUGCGAUACUUGUCUUGAGCAACACCAAGUAUGAUACUGAUGAUGAUACUCACCUGGAUGUAGGACGAAUCACAAUUCAUAACCAUGAUAAAGCCAAGCACUUGUUACUCUACCCAAGCACAGAAAAGGUAACACAAUGCAAGGAGAAUCUCCUGCAGAAACGACAACUUCCUCCCCGUCAUGACUGCAUCCCGGGACAGUUUUACCCGUUUAGGAAAUGCCAUUUGGGAACUCGGAACCGCCUUUCUCGCUGGUUCUCUUUUCCCAUUCCGUCAGGCCGGUCCCGUUCUCUGGACGAGACGGCGGGAAAUUGCAUGCUGGAAUCAAGCCAAUCUAUGCGUUGGAAGAACGGUAGCUGGGUGACGCCUGCGGGAUAG